AUGAGCGAAUAACCUGGUCUGUGCUGCUGUGAAAUUCCGAUUUCGACCAGUCCGUAAAACUAAAAAUUUAUUGUUCAUUGUAUUGAUGUAAAUUUGUAAAAAGUAACAAAAUGGUAUUAUAAAAUCUUUAAAUACUUCAUUCUUCUGCUGUAGGCGAUAUUGUGGUGAUAUAAUUUCGACAAUCAUAUGCACAGUUUUGUAUUUAGUGAUUUAAGUGAGAAAGUUCAGUGCGAGUGCAAGCAAGGGUGGUAACGAGAAAUGUGAAGUAGUAUCUAUGAAGUUCAAGAUUGGGCCGUUUAUUUUAUAUCUUUAAUAAUGAGCGGGCGCCCUAGGACCACGUCAUUCGCCGAGGGCAGCAAAUCCGUUCGAAAGACAUUUGAAAAUCAACCACCUAAACCACCUUUAGGAGGAGUAAAAAUUAGUAGCGAAGUGGAUACGCUUAAAAAGAACGAGCUGACAUCGGAUAAGAAAGGAUCAGGCUCACAUCGCAAGGACGGCUCAAAGGUGACGACUGUAGUAGCGACGCCGGGGCAAGGCCCCGACCGGCCCCAAGAAGUGAGCUAUGCGGACAUGAAACUGAUUGGCAAUGGAAGCUUCGGCGUUGUCUAUCAGGCCAAGCUUUGCGACACCGGUGAGCUGAUUGCCAUCAAGAAGGUGCUCCAGGAUAAAAGGUUUAAGAACCGAGAGCUUCAAAUAAUGCGAAGACUGGAGCAUUGUAAUAUCGUUAAAUUGAAAUACUUCUUUUACUCCAGCGGGGAAAAGGUUGCAGUACCUGAGGCAGUUAGCUCACUGCUAAACGCAAUGCAGUCCCUAGAUGUCACAAAGGAUGAAGUGUACCUGAACCUGGUGCUGGAGUACAUCCCCGAGACCGUAUACAAGGUCGCGCGUCACUACUCCAAAGAUGAACAGACCAUACCAAUUAGUUUUAUAAAGCUAUACAUGUACCAGUUGUUCAGAAGCCUUGCAUACAUCCACUCACUGGGCAUCUGCCACCGAGACAUCAAGCCCCAAAAUCUGCUGUUGGACCCAAAAACUGGAGUCCUCAAAUUGUGCGACUUUGGGUCAGCAAAGCACUUGGUGAGGAGUGAGCCGAACGUGUCCUACAUCUGCUCGAGAUAUUACCGUGCGCCCGAACUUAUCUUUGGAGCGACUGAUUACACUACUAAAAUUGACGUAUGGAGCGCGGGUUGCGUGGUAGCCGAGUUGUUGCUAGGUCAACCCAUAUUCCCUGGAGAUUCGGGAGUUGAUCAGCUCGUGGAGAUCAUUAAGGUCUUGGGAACACCAACGCGAGAGCAGAUUCGCGAAAUGAAUCCCAACUACACAGAAUUCAAAUUCCCACAGAUCAAGAGCCACCCAUGGGCAAAGGUAUUCCGUGCGUGCACCCCACCGGACGCAAUAUCGCUAGUUUCGCGUCUGUUAGAAUAUACGCCCGGCGCGCGUCUCUCUCCACUCCAGGCGUGCGCUCACAGUUUCUUUGACGAAUUGCGUGAAGCGAGCGCAAGACUUCCCAACGGACGUCCUUUACCGCCAUUAUUCAACUUUACGGAUUACGAGUUGUCUAUUCAGCCCUCGUUAAAUGACUUCUUGAAGCCACGCGUGGCCGCUACACCGCAUGAAGCCGCGGCCACUACGCAUGAACAUGACGCCCAUGGUGAAAAUGCUGCAGCUAGUGGCACCAGCGGUGGCUCCCCUAGUGCAUCGUAGACACACAAUUGACGAGCGUCGCCUACGUAAAUACAACCAAUAGCCGUUAAUUAUAAAUCGCUUUGAGGCUAUCUGCCCCGGCCCAAAAUUUUUAUAUACUAGCCAUUUUUACACCCUUUGCUAUAACAUUGAAUUAGCAUGUUUUCCUAAAAUUUUGAUAUAAUCAAUAUAGCAUCGUCCAAAUUUAUGUGUAACAAUUAUUCAUAUGAUUCUGAAUUAUACAAAUAGCUAUGAUUCUUAAUUCAUUCUCUAAAUUGAUUCAAUUUUAUUUUUUAUACAAAUCCGUAAAUUACAGAUAACUCCUAUUACUCCAUGAUAGUGACAGCAGAUUAUAAAUUUUAAUCAGUCAUUGGAUAUAUAUAAGACAUCAAGGAGCAAUGUAAUCGUGUCAAACGUAUUUAUAUUUGUUCGAGUUUAGUAAAUUUCUUCUCUGUGAUUAAAUUUUUGAUCAAUAACACGAAGAAAUACGGGCUACUGUGCGUCUACUUUUAUUACCUAAUUUAGUUAAGAUUUGAAAAUUGACACUCGGUAAAGGUAGCACCUUGACCGACAGUGUUGCCAAUUGACAAAUUUUUAAAUUUAAAUUAAUUUAGGUAAUACAUGUAAUUACACAGCUUAUCACAAUAUUACUGACCAUUUUUUUGACGAAGUAUAAAAAUGGGCAAAUCUGUGUCAGAGUAGCCUCAAUUUGAUUUGUAGUUGCUUUGCUAGAGGUAUUGUCGCUUAUUGUAUUUUGCGGACAGAGGUCGAUAAUUUGUACUAAAGCGAGCGUAUAAUGCACAGACGGACACAAGUGAAUAUUUUGUUUCAGCUGUUAAAUUUAAUAGAUACUAAAUGUUUAUGAAAUAUAAUUUCUUUGCUUAAACGUAAAUUACAAAGCUGUCUGUGUGUUUCCUCGCUCGGAAUUUAGAUCGAGAAUCGUUUGUACGCUAAUUAGUGAUAGUUAUUUUUUGUGUUGGCCAUCGGAAAAUUUUAAUGCAUAAUAGGUGUGACAUAGAGUAUUUCGAUGAAGCUUGGCAUAGUCGGUAAAGGCCUAUUGUAUUAUGCAAUUUUUUGUUUCCUCUUGUACAGAUUAUUGAGCUAUUCCUGUGUGGGAUUGUCUCUUUCUAACGCAAAUAACAGGAAAGAGACCGAUGUUCAGUACGUCUAUACGCAUGAGACGAUGAAUUGCUAAUAUAAUGGGCCUAUUAGGAGGAUAAAUUUGUAGUAACCCGGUAUAUUACUUUGUACUUUUGUAAGCUCAAAACUACAUUGUGUACAUACCUCUAUACUCGAUUCCGAAUGUUGGUUAACGACAGAUUGUCAUCUGGAUUUAUUUUGUAUAUUCUAAAAUUAUGCGGUAGAUUAAGAGCUUUUAGCUACGUAUAGAAUUUCAAUACUGUAUCCAAGUACGCUUUCAACUUAGAGAUCACGGAACAAAAAAUUAGUGGUCUAAGGGUUCCAAUAGAAGACUUGAAAUUCAGUUUUAUUAUUAUUUUAUCAGUAUAUUAAAAUAUGUAAGACACGUAUUCCAAAAUAUAAAUUAAACAUAAAUUUACAUAAAAGUUAUCUAAAUACGUUUGUAAGCUAACUGGCUAAUGAUGCUGAAAUGUUGAAAAAAUCAUAAAAAUUGCCAGUUUGGAACCAAAUUUUCGAUUGAUUUACAUCUUUGAAUACGGGUUCUUAAGCUUUUGAUGUACAAGUAAGCGGUGUUGAUAAUUCUAUGCGAUUUUGUAAGUCCGUUUUGGAUUUACCUAAAAACUACGAAGGUAGGUAAUCCCGCUUCAGCUGUAGCCCGUAGAGUAAUUGCAUAAACUGUCGAACGUACAGACACGUAGUUACAUGCAUUUGACUGUCAGUAUCUCGCUCACGUACUGUCAACCGUCAAAAGUACAGACAAAAAUAGCUCACGUACUGUCAACUGUCAAAAGUACAGAGAAUGGCUCGCGUACUGUCAAUUGUCAAAACGUCGCACGUAAUUACGUGCCUAACUGAAGAACGAGAUUUGCAUACACGUACUUGCUUAUCAACUUAGCAGACAAUUAUUUCAUCGCAUACAAUGGCAUUGUAAAUUUUUAUGACUAGCGUCUACUGAUCUCUCAAAUAAUUUUAAUAAUUAUAAUGUCUCAGAAUAUUAUCUAUUGUAUAAACGAUUCAAAGAUUCAAUAGAUAUUUGUUUAACGUAGCGACUUCUAUUUCUUUCGCAGAUUAUCUUCUGGAUAAAUGUAUAUUGCACUGUCUGUGUCCUAUUGUGACGUCAUAGUUUUUCGAUAUUGUAUUCUAUAAAAUAAUCGAUACAUAUUUCUGCUGUGUAAAGUUUAUCAUUGGAAACACUAUAUAAGUAGUCAUUUAUGAGGUAAUUAAAUUCAUCGUCAUAGUGUUAAGUAAGGGCGAUUUCGUUUUGCGCUUCGGAGUUGGCGUGUUACAAAUUAGGGGAGGUUUAAGCCUUUUAAUAUAAAGUAACGAACUCUUUUAUUCAUGGUUUAGAUGUAGCUUUAAUUCAAAUAACCUUGGGUGUGAUUUUUCACCGUUAUUUUUCAUUAGUUAAUAGUAUUUGUACAAAUUCGGCGGAAAGUAGCGAAUUUGUAAGCGGGUCUAGUACGAACCUGGGAAGUCACGAGCAUGCAUUGUUGACGAUUUAUUUUGUAUCUAUAUCUACAGACCUGCGUACUAUAAUAAACAUCAGUUGAUUUCUGUCAAACCGAUACGGCCUCGGCCAAGUAUAUAAUACACCUGUAUUACUAUUAUGUAUGUACGUACGUAUAAAUUUUUAGUACAUUAGGAAUGUAACGCGCUCGGCGCAGAUUUCAAAUCACACAUAGUGGAGCUUAGUUUUCGUCCCUAAGGCUAUUGAUUUGCUGACACACCUUUAUAAUUCGUGUAAAUAUAUUAUUAUAAUUAUUAUCUUUAUGGUAUGACUCUUGAGUAAAGUUAAUCGGUAGAAGGAUUCGCCCGCUCUUACAAUUAGCGCAGACUCGAGCGUAUGCAUGUAAGAGACGUGUUUGUUAAGGGCAGCGAUAGGUUAGAUACACACUGUAUUUUAUUAAGUCUACCUAUUAUGAAUUUUGUAAUCGACGUUGCUUCUAAAGACCCUCUGUGUAAAAAGUUAAGACACACUAGUGACCUGAUUUUUGAAGCGAUGUUUCUGGAAAAUUUGAACCCGUUUAAAUUGUCACUUUCACGAUUUACGUGCACUUUUACUACUCGAGAAUUUUCAGAAAUACAUACUUCGAAAUGGGGUUGACUUAUAUAAAUUAUUUAAAGUAAAAGAGUUUUUCUUAUUACUAGUACUGUAAUAUUAAAUUUAAUAGUGAGUGAAAUUUGUAUUUUGUUUUAAUUUGAUUUACUGAAUUUGAAUACAUCGUAACACCCAUAUCGUUGUUAGUUAUGAAUGAAAUAACAUAAUUAUAAAAGUAAAUAUUAAAUGAAUAGUAA
Molecule: messenger RNA, 5118 nt
Organism: Pieris rapae (cabbage white)
Lineage: Eukaryota; Metazoa; Arthropoda; Insecta; Lepidoptera; Pieridae
Gene: sgg
Product: glycogen synthase kinase-3 beta
Exons: 11
Coding region: 316-1704 (462 amino acids)
Biological process (GO): protein phosphorylation; signal transduction; negative regulation of canonical Wnt signaling pathway
Cellular component (GO): cytosol; axon; nucleus
Molecular function (GO): protein serine/threonine kinase activity; ATP binding
Source: RefSeq, a predicted model, not a curated record